AUGGCUGACGAAGAAAUUAAUGGAGAUACCGACGAUAUCCAGCAUGACAAAGAUAAAAAUCAAAAGAAAACUGCUAAGCAUGAUAGUGGAGUAGCUGACUUAGAAAAAGUUACCGAUUAUGCAGAAGAAAAAGAAAUAUCGUCCCAGGAUAUAUCAGGGGCUCUUUCGCUGAUAGGUGAUAGAAGAAAUAAAGAAGCCGCUGAGAGACUAGAAAAAGAAAAAGAGCUACAGAAAGUUUCAGUCAAAAAAGAAGACAUAGAACUUAUUGUAAAAGAAAUGGAAAUCUCAAGAAGUAUAGCAGAGAGAACAUUACGGGAACACAGAGGUGAUGUGGUGGCUGCCUUAACUACUCUUACCAACUAA
Leptosia nina is the source of this 363-nucleotide messenger RNA. NCBI's taxonomy places the organism in Eukaryota, Metazoa, Arthropoda, Insecta, Lepidoptera, Pieridae. The record is from the annotation of a GenBank genome assembly.